This is a messenger RNA of Drosophila virilis, 2249 nucleotides long. RefSeq lists its product as uncharacterized. The record is from RefSeq and is a predicted model, not a curated record. Lineage: Eukaryota; Metazoa; Arthropoda; Insecta; Diptera; Drosophilidae.
UUUAACAGUACAACAGACAAAAUUCAAUUUAAAAAGUUUAAUAUUUUCAUGCAUAUUUCAAAAUUAAAACGCCGUACAAAUUGAAGAACUAACCUUUGUUUGCAAUUAACAAUUAACUGGAAUACGAAACGUUCUAGUUUUUGUGCAAUUUAAGCGGAAUAGCCAAUUAUUUGCAAAUAAUUACCAAAACCUUCGACAAUUGUCUAGUCCUUCAAAAUACAAGUCGUGUUAAAUCGGAGCCAGUUUUUAGCUUUAAAAUCAACCAACAAAAUGAAUAAUCUGCCAGGACUUGGCUCAUUGCGAAUGCUGCCCAUUAAUGGAGCUCUCAACCGCUGUCAGAUUUGGCAACGCGCCUUGUCCAAAACGAUAAACAGCCAAAAUUCUAGCGAGGGGCCCGUCUCGGCCAUUUUGUCAACGUACAGAUCCGUACGCUGCCGUCUGAUGCGCAAAAUGUCGGUGGCCAUGAUCCGACGUCGUUCCAGCCUAAACUUUCUGGAGAAGAAGCCCAUCGAUGCCCAGAGCGUCGCGAAUGCCGGGCAUGCUCGGCUGCCGGUGACAAUGCGCCACUAUCCAAAGACGCUCACCCAGAAACGCUCGAGCAUUGGCAUCGAGCCACCGAUGAUGAUGCCCACAUCGAAUGUGUGGGCCAGUUUGCAUGCGCAGCGCAGCUUUGCCACAAUGAGCGACAGACUGGACAGGGCCAAGGCGACAAAGCGGCCCAAGACAUUGACGGAACGGCCCGUGGUGCCCAUACUGGAGCUAAUUAACCCGGAGGAAGCCACCAAGCUGAAGGGCAUUGAGACUGGCGAUGCCGCGCAUAUCAGCAUUUUAAGGUCGUCCAAAUUGACCAAGGAGUCGCCGCCGCUGCCCGUGCCCCGUCUGGCGGGGCCAACGCAAAAGCUGCUGCCAAAUUCUGGAAAGGUUCUGCCCACAAAGGAUAGCGUGCGUCCCAUGGUGCCCAUACUGCGUUUCUUUGAGAAUAAGGAUCAUCUAGAUGGCACCGAAACGUUCCGCAGCAUCUCAACUGGGCCCAAGCCAAAGGAACAACGCCGCCUGGCGCCAUUCCUGCCACUGAGAUGCGAGGCCGACUCGGUAGCCAAGCGUCGCGAGGCACAAAAGGAUUUCGCACUGAGACGCUCCAGCAGCGUUCAGUAUUUGAUGGCCAAGCAUCCAUUGAUGCACAAGCUACGACCGCCAACAUUGUCGAUACUCAAGUCCAACGAGCUGUCCCAGAAUGUGGAGACCUUCGAGACCCGGCUCCGGGCACUGCGCACGGCACAGCCACUCAAACUGAAGGUGCCAUCGCCGGCGGACAUUGAAAGGCUGACCAUAACACAAAAGUACAGGGGCUUCAAGUUGCCGCGUCAGCCGCAGGUGCAAAACACAUUUCCGCGCAUGGGCAAGAAAUAUGGGCCCAAACAGAGUUUCAGAUCGGCCACCGUGGUUCUGCCCAGCAUCAAGGCGUACAGGAUGACGCUGCCAAAGAAGAUCAUACGGAACAAGAAGCCCCGUUACCAGAAACCGGCCCAGAAGCUGCAGCCGACCAAAAGUAUUGAUAUGAACGAGACCACGACAAAGACCAAAAAAAGCCAGAUGAUGUUGAUUCACAACAAACGCCCCGAACGGGAGAAUCUGAACGAUCUGCUGGGCGAUCUGCUGGACAAAAAGAAGCCGUCGACGCCCCAACUGACCGAGAGCAUUUCAUUCCAUAAGAUUGCACCGCUCUUCAAGCUGGUCACGACCAGCGUGGAGGGUCGCAGCAAUUUGCACAACAGACGAUUCGAGAAGCAGCUGGAAAGCCCACAGCUAUAUAGGCAUCCGAUCAUCAGGAAUAUAAAUCAAUCGCCGAGCGUUAAUCGGCGUGCCAUAUUUAUGGGGCAAUCGGCUGCGUAUCGGGCCAAAGCCAUAUUGGAGAACAAGCUGAACAUACUCUUAAGGGCCGACCAGGAGGAGGACGACGAGGAAGAGGACGAGGACGCUAACUAAAGUACAGGCAAACCAUAAAAAUAAAUACAAUCCGAUUGUUAUAGGCAAUACAAUCAUUUUGUGUCUAUGGCAACAAAUCGACAAAUCGUGCAUAACAGAAAACCAAAAAAUAUUUCAAUCAUUUUCUCAACAACAUUUGCUAAAUAUUCUGGUUAACUAUGAAAUUUACACACAAUUUAAUAUGUUAUACAAAUGUUUUACAAAAUUCAAUGUGCCAACCGUUCAAUUAAUUGUAUAUAAGAUAAUAUAAUCGUUAAAUCGCA